This is a messenger RNA of Scutellospora calospora, 759 nucleotides long. Lineage: Eukaryota; Fungi; Glomeromycota; Glomeromycetes; Diversisporales; Gigasporaceae. The record is from the annotation of a GenBank genome assembly.
AUGUUAGUUGAUGGUGCACAUAAUCCACUUGCAGCUAAAGUGCUUGGAGAUUAUGUUGAUAAGAGAUUACAGUUACAAAAUAAUGAAACCACAAAAACUUAUAAAGUUAGUUGGAUAUUUGCUGUUACAGAAGGAGAAGACAUUUCAGAAAUACUUAAAUUAUUACUGAUAAAUGACGAUUCGGAUUGGUUUUUUGCCCAUAUGCUUCACUUUAAACAAGAUGAAAUGCAUGCAGUUAUUCAAGAAGAAGAAACAGUCUUGAAGAAAGAGUUAGAAUGGUUACUGGAUUCACAAUUGCCAAAUUCGCUUUAUAAUUUAAAGAAGGAAUUAAAAGAAUUACAAGUAAAAUUUCCCAAUUAUAAUCGUGGAAAUUUGACAAAAUUGACUGUUAAUAGCAAGAAACCGUAUUUUAUUGAACAGCUGAUUGAUGCACAGAAUUAUAUCACUUUAGCUUUAGAUACAUUAGAAUGUUCAAAUAACUCGUAUACCAAAGAGAAGUCUUAUGAGUUGUUAGAUACGGUUCUCAAAUAUAUAUCAAAUGCUCGAUUUACUCUUACUUGUGCAAGUGAGGAAAAAUUGUUUCCUUAUAAAAUCUGUGAUCCUCAGAUGUUUGGUGCAAAAUUUCCUGAAGACUUGGUGAUUCAAUUUCAUAUUGAAAGUUCAUGUAUAGUUGUUUCAGUUUAUGCACUUCAAUAUCACUCUUCACCACCGCAACAAAAGCAUGGAAAUAUUUUAGGAUCUUCUAAAAGUUCUUUAAAA